GCUGUAAAGUCAUUGCAAAUUUCUUCUCUCGAAAGUCCUGUUUACCUAGAAAGUAAGCCAAUAAAAUACAAACAAGGCUACACAAGGUAGAUGCGAACAGUAUGUUCCCGGUAGUGUGAGACUGCAGAACCAACGGACACAGUUUAAGGAUGUGGGGUAAAUCAUCAGAUCAGGUGGUGUCUUCAACCAGAGAGUAGUGAGCCUGUUGAAUGCACUUCCACAGAAAAUAGUAGAGUCUAAAACACCGUUCAAUUUCAUGAAGGAAUUGGAUAAAGCAGUGGAGGCUGAAGGGAUCAAGGGAUUUGGAAGAAAAGUAGGAACGGGCCAUUGAGUUGGGUGAUAACCCACUAUUAUAAUGAAUGGCGGAGCAGGCUCCAAGGGUCGCCGGGCUUACGCUCCUAUUUCUAUGUUUCUAUGCCUACCUUGAAAGGAAGCGCUGGGACGGAGCUGUGUUGACACUAAUAAAUGGAACCUGGCGUCUAAGAGUUGACGCACCGGUUUAACAUAACAAGGAUGAAAAAUAGAAAAGCAAGGAGCAGUUAAUUUAGCAAAACCCGGUUUUAGCUGCACAAGACAGUUUAAAUUUUGUACCGAUUUGUACUAAUUGAAACCACAUUGUUAUGGUACGAUAAGAAGAAUUUAUGCGGUGCGGUUUAUCUUCUGUAAUUAAAUGCUGGUAGGGUUCUGGAAUCCUGUCAUACUUGGAUUAAACUUUCAGACGAACCACAUACACAGAGAGAUUUGGAGGCAGAGUGCUGCAUGGAUUCAGUGACAAAGUGUACACGUGAUUCCGAGUUCGUACCAAUACCUGAGGAAGUCGGAGAGAUGUCCUUGAUGAGGAAUACUAUAAAGAAAGCGGCUCCUGGAAGUGUGCUGUACCCCUACUCCAGACUGAGUUACCUCAAUGUGUUGGAGCAUCCCUGGACUCCGACAGGAAGGCUGCUUUGUCUCCGCUGUCUGACUCUGAGCCCAGCUCAAUCCGGCUCCCUGCGAGGCUCCAGCUCCUCGCUGCUGACGUUUGCCUUUUGAUCAUUUUUUUUAAAAAAAGAAGCAAUGCAUCAUUCCUCGCCAGUUUGUCUGUGAGAGAAGGCUCGUGGAUGGAGCGGCUCCCUUCUCCGAGGAGGCAGAACGGGCAAGGAAACAGCAGCGAGCUGCAGGAGAUACGCCUCGGGUUGGCAGCGCUGUCCGGCGGAGCAGGGACCCGAGAAGGAGCAAGUUCGCGCUAGAACCUCGCAAGAUGUUGCCGAAUGAUUCUGCCAGGCACCUGGCCAUUCUCGAUACUGCCAUGGAUGCUACCAAUUUUACUCGGAAUGGGACUUCAAGCGACACCCAAUGCAGUGCCAUCCUUAUCUCCUUCAUCUAUUCAGUGGUCUGUCUCGUUGGACUCUGUGGCAACUCCCUGGUUAUAUACGUGAUCCUCAGAUACGCCAAGAUGAAGACAGCCACGAACAUAUACAUCCUGAACUUGGCCAUCGCCGAUGAGUUACUUAUGCUCAGCGUGCCCUUCUUGGUAACCUCGACCUUGCUGGGUCACUGGCCUUUUGGUUCUUUACUCUGUCGGCUGGUCCUCAGCGUGGAUGCUGUCAAUAUGUUCACUAGCAUCUACUGCCUGACUGUCCUCAGUAUGGACAGGUACAUUGCUGUGGUGCACCCCAUCAAAGCCGCCAGUUACAGAAGACCCACCAUAGCGAAACUGGUCAACCUGGCAGUGUGGCUGCUCUCAAUCAUGGUCAUCGUGCCCAUCAUUAUCUUUGCAGACACAGCCAGCAACUCUGAUGGCUCGGUUUCCUGCAACAUACAGAUGCCGAAACCCACCAAGCGGUGGCUCGCCGGCUUCGUGGUCUACGCGUUUUUAAUGGGCUUUCUGAUCCCAGUGGUGGCUAUCUGCCUGUGCUACAUCCUUAUCAUUGUCAAGAUGAGAGUGGUGGCUCUGAAAGCAGGCUGGCAGCAGCGCAAGAAGUCCGAGAGGAAGAUCACCUUGAUGGUCAUGAUGGUGGUGACGGUGUUUGUGAUGUGCUGGAUGCCUUUCUACAUCGUCCAGCUGCUCGAUGUCUUUGUGGGGCAGCAGGACGCCACGGUCAGCCAGCUCGCCGUCAUCCUGGGCUAUGCCAACAGUUGUGCCAACCCCAUCCUCUACGGCUUCCUAUCGGACAACUUCAAGAGGUCGUUCCAGAGGAUCUUAUGCCUACGAUGGAUGGACAAUGUUGCGGAGGAACCCAUAGAUUAUUACGCCACAGCUCUCAAGAGCAGAGCGUAUAGUGUAGAAGACUUUCAACAGGAUCCAUCAGAAUCGAAUAGUAUGUAUCACAAUGGUACCUGUACCUCAAGGACCACCACCCUGUGAGUUAGCGCAAGGAAGGCAAUUGUAGUGGGGGUUGGGGGGAACAGCCCCACUGACUCCGGAGAAACCCCUCCCUGUGACAGUCUGGCCAAAGUUGUUUUUGUUUUGUUGGGCAGCUUUCUGCUGCUGUUUGCUGAAUUGUUGUGUGUCUGUUGCUUGAGGCUGACACCUGCUGUUUUCUCAAGGCCUCGACGUGUGCGCGGUUUCCUGUCCUAUCCGUCAGCAGCCUGUGCUGGUGAAGCUUCCCCCCUCUCGGUUCAAGGUAAAAUAUUGUCACACCUGAAGCACUCUGGAAGCCUCCUGGUUAAAUGUCAAGUGGGACCCAAGGUGGUUUUGUGACCAAAGAUUCCGCUUCCUUCAAAAGAUGUCGAACUGGGGCAUUUCUCAACUGUCUGAAAUCCACAACCAAAGCCCCCACCUCCACCCCACACGGUCUCACUGAACUCCACAAGUUAGUGCAGUUUCUAUGGCGAUUUUUUAAAAAAAGUGACUGGAUGGUCAGAGCCAGUUUGUAAUUUUAGCUGCAGAGGUACUCAAAGAAACAGCAGAAUAUUACUUCCGGAUUAUCCUUCGCUUCCGCUCAGUAUUGAACUAUUAUUCCAGCAAUUCUGGAAUAUAUCGUCUUUAAACAAUCAAAGUGGAUUUAAGUUGCGUCUUUCGACGUGUCCUAAUUGAGGGAAAAGCGUUUUGACGCACAAGAAUCUGAGCACUGAUGACAUGCUGAUCGUGAAUGAAUGAUUACAUAUUUAGAGGAUGAUGUGUUCUGCCCUGCAAUAGAUGAGAAGUGAUUUAUAGAAAGUUAUAGCUUCACACAGUGCACACAGUCCAGGCGGGCUUCCUUUUCGGAUUAGCUACUCUUCAUGCCUUUUAAAAUCUAUUUUAAAUUGUAUUAUUCACGGCGGAGAAGGGGUUGUCUUUCAACGUUAGAUAUUAAUCUGUUCAGUGCCAAACAAGGGUCUAAUGUAAACUUGAACUAAGAACAAGUCAUCAUAACAUACAAUUUGAAAAACUAAUGAGGCAUUUGAAUCUGAAUCCAGGAUUUUCCAUUGACAGUACUUGUAAUAGAUCUGCCUUACUGCACAGCGGUUCCUAUUUGGUCCAGCAAACAAAAAGAACCACGCACAAUGUAUAUUGCCAUUGGUUCUUGGUUAACCACAGCGUUGGCCGAAGUGACAAUCUGAUUUUACUAUUAGGACUCAGUUAAGUGGAUACACCAUUGUCGACCCCUUUACAGACCGUGUGUUCAAAGUAGCAGCGCCUGCACAUUUUUAAAAGUCACGCUUAAAAGGCCCAAUGAAAUCGUUCGGACAAUUUACCUGAUCACGUAUUACAGGAAGCCUAUUAUUAAAUGUCAUCUCAGUUAACCUUUCCAGCACGGGAUAUACUAUUGACUCAAAUCAAAGCUGAAAAGUCCACAGAUUCUACAGCUUUUCUAAAACUGAGAAAUUAAAGAAUUGGGUCAGUGUAUUUGCUCAAAGGAGAAGUGAAACACGCGGAAUGAAAAGAUGAGUUCAGACAAUAUAUACUUGGUUUGUAAGUGGGCUACAAUGUGUUGGGAAUGUUGUCCAAUGCCAUAUAUCCACUCAUUUCUGUUGUUCAAUCCGGCACUUCAUAUAGGGGGCGCUCAUGUCUGUGUCAUUAUUUAAAUCGAGUAUUAUUCAAUAUUUUAAAAUAUUAAAGAUCAAGUCUGUGUUAAGUAUUGUUAGUAAGUUUAAGACUGAAAUAUUUUAAUCAAAUUCACAGCUGAUUCUUUUCUUGCAAACAGCGGCAGUGUUUUAAUGGCAUCCGUCCAAACUGACGUUUCUUGGAAACGACAUUUACUCAUCUGAUCAAUGUCAAUAUAUGGCCAGUUGCGACCACGCUAACUGCACUUCCGGGUGAAUGUCUUAGGUUGUUAGCAUAUUUACAUAGUUCGUAACAAUAUGAUCAUGUAUCAUAUUUCUAAAUCAUCGCUGCUUUUCUUUUACAAAUUGCUUAGAUGCUUUUUCUAUGGCAUCAUUUACUUAAAGUUGCUAAGUAACUCACAGCAACAACUCGACAAAGAAGGGGAACAAAACUCCUAUUGCUCGAUAGUUUGAUUUGUUACUCUUUAUUGUACACUCACUGACAUACAAGAGCAAUACCUGAUCUAAUGUGGACAUUAGUCCUGUUCAGGAAAGUACACGUAGUAGCCUUUUAAAAAUCUGUUAUAAAAGAAAUCCACUCUUCCUUCAUGUCAAACCGGAUAAAUUGUGCAUUACCCUCGGUUAUAUAACAGUUAUGUUCGCCUACUGUACAGUUAACACACGUUGGUGUGAGAUGGCAAUUGUAGUGUGAGCGCCUCCUCGUGGCUCCUCAAUGUGCUGACGACUCACAUAUUUCACCAUUUUCCUUGGGAACGUUAACUUCGUUUUCACUGGCUGAUGGGCUUUCCACAAGGUGAUUCGCGUUUGUAACAAUUACAAUUUCCUCCGCGGCCUUAUUGUUCACGCGAGGAGCAGAAUCUGUGUUUUUCAGCGCCACACCAUCCUCGGUAGGUGCCGUUUUCUGGGUGCCUCCUCUCUCCCGUUCCCUAAUUAUUAUUAUCACAAUCCCGAUCAGAAGCAGCAUAACUAAGAGGCCGAUGACGAUCUGAUAGAUUAGGAAGGGCGAGUUUGAAUGAGUUUCCUGUCUUUCUUGUUCUGCACCCCUGAACGUUGGGGGAAAUGUCACUGUUGAAUUUUCAGCGAGUUGCAGGAAAGGACUUGUUGGAGCUUCAGUGGCUAAUGUUGAUCCGGGAAAAGAAAUGUUGGCUGCUACACUCUCUGUGCCUUUGAAAUCGUUCCUCAUUGAAGACUCAUUGAAGCAGUAAUUGCACAUGAAUGCCACGUUCUGGGAAGAUGACCACUUGAUUUUCCCGUUCUCGCGGUCACACUGCAAAACGACAGCCUUGCCAUUGGGGCAAUUGAUGAUAGCCACUGAACCUAGGGGUAAAACAGAUAAAACCUCAGUGCCGUUCUGUCGGGGUUUUUGAUACACCACCUCUCCAAAUUCAACAUUGAGACGCGCACACAUUUGGUAUUUGCAGAGGAAACCAUCAUUUCUUUUGCUACAUGCAGAGGUUUUCCAUUGCAGUUGGAUUUGGUUAGUGAAAUGCACUUGAAGUUGCACACAUCUCUCAUGUGUGCAUGUUCGCUGAGGUUCCACAAUCCAGGGACUGUAAGUGGAAUGGUCUUUCCCAUCGACCCAGUAGAAUCCACGGAGCGGCUUGUCAGGAUAGUAACAUUGCUUGACCUCCCUGCGGAGUCCUAUCCACAAGAGAUACCGUUGUGCUUUGAGUGGCACAUGAGCUGCCAAAAGCCGCUGGAUGUUCUCUGCUUCACUUUGACUUUCCAUUGUGCUCAGCAUUCCUCUCCUGUCCUCGCAUAGCUUCUCGGCGUCUGAAAAGGAGCGUGCAUCCAAAUGCAAACUGUAACACGUCCCAGCAUCGCAAAACGUUGAUGUUGUUUCCUGGGACCGAACCUCGGCAUUUUGCAAAUAAUUCUGUAACCAAAGUGAAAUGAACACUGAACGAAGCAUGUUAGGGCUCCCCGACAGAAGUAUUUGCGUUCGUGCAACUUUCUCAGACCGGGAGGCUCCCAAGUCGGUUAGCUUUGUGCACGCUUGACUCCUGCUUCCCGACUGUAAAAGAUCAAACUCAAAUACGCCCCAACCAUAAGGGAAGUCUGAUAACUGUAUUUAUGGCUUGUACAUCCUGUGGCUCGUUGACAGGAAGUUGGAAUUCCGUACUUUAAAGAGACCUUCUCCAGUACAAAGUUUUUACAAAUCUGGAGUGUUUAUCAAGCUUUGCAGAGUAUCUGGCAAAAUAUUUUGAAACACACAUACAAUAGGACUGUUGCUUCACAAUAUAAAGGAGCUAAAGACCCCGAGUAGCCGAAAUGGUAUUGGAGAGGACACGGCUUACGGUGUAGCAUUGAAACAAGAGAACGGUUCAGUAGCUUUGAGGUUAAAAUAAGAAUCGGAGCCCUCUAACAACACAAUUUUGCAUCAAAACCAUUCAUGUUACAUCUGUGUUAGGAUAACUGUCAGCUGGUGACAAAGAAACAACAACACAAGUAGAGAUGUUUUAAGAAGGAAUAUAAAUAUGGUACAAAACUUUUGGUUGAACAACUAGGCAUUAGAUAGAAAUAUAGAGCUAACAAGGUGUGGAGCUGGAUGAACACAGCAUGCAAAGCAGCAUCAGAGGAGCCGGAAAGCUGAUGUCUCAGGCCUAGGCCCUUCUUCAGAAAAUAUAUACUGCUUUGUACACAGCAGGUUUUGCUGUAAGUUUGAUACCUCAGUUCAGUAACAACUACACCCCUGUCUAAAGCAUAAAUGCCUUUCCCAAGCUAUCAGUUUUGAAGAAGGGUCACUGGGCUCCAAAGUUAACUCUGCUUUCUCACCACAGAUGCUGCCAGACCUGAGUUUCUUCAACAAUUUCUGUUUUUCUUUCAAGAAGUAGCAUCACUUCCUUUGAACAACAAACAUUACAGGCAGCUAAGGACAAAAGACCAGCUAGACAAUGCAUGCAGUCCCAACUAAAUCAUUCAAUUCAGAUAGGCCUGCAAUCAGGCUCCUCAGUCACACUAGAACAUACACCAGAUGGCUGUCUCAGAUGAACACAAGGAAUAGUUAUCAUCAAGAACAAAGAGAAACAAAGAAUUAUUAUGAUAAGAAUUGUCAGCUGUAGAUGGAGGCAUUGCUGAAGGCUUGCCAUGUGACAUUCUGGCAAUGUGGUGUUUGCCAAUAUUAUCGCCAUUACUAUGCCAUCACAGGCACAUUGCUAAUGGAUCUCACAGCUGCUUCUGGUAAUGUGGCACAUGGGCCUUCUCUUAAAGAUGUGCAGAAUGCUUCUUGCUUGGGUCACCAAGCUGGCAAAAACUCCUUUGCAGCAGCUGAUUCAGAGUCAAUGUUGGGUAAAGAAAAAGUACAUGGAGAAGUCAAGGCAAUAGAUUAGCAUGAAGCUAAAUGUGAACACCAGUUCCAAUAUAUGUACGAGUGGCCUGCCAGCCAACUCUUCCUGCAGAUUUAACUAUACUCAUGACACAUGUGCCAUCCAAGCUUUAUUCUUUUGCACUUUUAUUCUUAAAAAGUUGACAACUAGAGAAAAAAAAUGGUGUCUCAUACUGGAUCCCUCCAAAACCAUGUGUAUUGUAUUUCCACCUGCAUAAUUCCAGUGCCAAAAAAGAAUUGUUUGCUCGUACACAAAUAACAGGAACUAAAGAAUGAUCCCAACUCAACAUAUUUUGGAAUGAGAUAACACAGUGUG
Stegostoma tigrinum is the source of this 7607-nucleotide messenger RNA. It is a transcript of the gene sstr1a, whose product is annotated as somatostatin receptor 1a. Gene Ontology annotation, molecular function: neuropeptide binding; somatostatin receptor activity. NCBI's taxonomy places the organism in Eukaryota, Metazoa, Chordata, Chondrichthyes, Orectolobiformes, Stegostomatidae. Gene Ontology annotation, cellular component: neuron projection; membrane. The transcript is spliced from 2 exons. The coding region runs from base 1238 to 2344 and encodes 368 amino acids. The record is from RefSeq and is a predicted model, not a curated record. Gene Ontology annotation, biological process: neuropeptide signaling pathway; cellular response to estradiol stimulus.